AUGGCUUCAUCUUCAAAUGCAUCAAUCGACAGCGACAAUGAGUCUCUCAGAAAAGCUAAGCUGGAAAAGGCAUACCGAUAUAUAGAAAGGCAUGGAAAGGGUCGUACACGCUCAAAAUCGCCCUCUUACAAUCGUAAACGAAAGCAUCAAAAUGCACAUGCUGGCCCAAGUCAUAAAAAGCCACAAGAGCACGUCAUUAAGAAGCCAAAGGGGGAGGUCGGAAGAGCUGCCCCUCGUGGCUACAAUCUUCAGGAAGCCAUGGGAAAUACUGCGCGAGCUGCUGCGAUCUCAUACAUCACUAGAAGUGGCCACCUUUGGACGACCUUCAGCCAAAUCCCGUCAAACAUUAUUGCAGCAGCCUCUCUUUUUGAAAGUUAUUACUUGAUCCACCGUACGCACCCGGAGCUGAAGUCGAGGUACGAAAAUGAAUGGGCAACAACAAAACUACUCUCGACAGCGGUGGGGGCUCAGAGAAAGGGUGAAAAUAGGGAGGGAAAAGGUCGGAACCCAUCCACUGAAGAUGGGGGUGAAGAUCGCGAAGGUAAUAAUCUGGAUGAUAGUGGCGAUGGGAAUGAGGGUGGCCGUGAACCGGAUGAUCCUAGUCAGGGCAGUGAUGACUACUGGCAGCUUGAAGGCAACCAAGACACGGCUUCAGAGGACGAAGAACCACAACUGGAUAGUGACAAUGAAAACUGCGGCAUACAAGUGACAAAAUUCAAAUUUCAGCCCUGGAUUAUUACCUCACAAAGCGAUUCGAAAAGGGCAAGAAAUGCCAAUAAAUCGAUCCCAAAAGCGCAAAUUCUAGCUGCACCUAUCGACCCGCUUGCCAGCCCCCAGCCAACCAUCACUAUCGAGCCCAAGAAGUUGUGUACCCGGAAAAAUGCGAGAAAGAGGAACUAG
Molecule: messenger RNA, 900 nt
Organism: Cantharellus anzutake
Lineage: Eukaryota; Fungi; Basidiomycota; Agaricomycetes; Cantharellales; Hydnaceae
Exons: 9
Coding region: 1-900 (299 amino acids)
Source: RefSeq, a predicted model, not a curated record